UUUUGUCUUUUGUUUUUGCUCUGUUUUGUUGGGAUGAUCGGAUUGAUCAAUUGUGCUUAGAUUAAGCUGAAAUUUGGUGUGUAUGAUCUAUGUUAUGUGACCUACGUACCUGCAAAAUGUCAUCAAAAAAUUCCUUCGUUUGCCUAGUUAACCGUGGAGAUUAACAUCAUUGCCCUGUUGUGGCAUAGUUGGGGAAAGCCAUACAAAACAUAUCCAAUCACCAAAUCUGACUAUAUAUGGCCAUUUUUCCCUUGAUCUAGACUUGUUUGGGAAUCUAUCCACCAAAAUUCAUCCAAAUUGGGCGCGGGAAUCAAUACCAAAAAAAAUCAUAAAGAUCAGCCAAAUUUCAGCAAAAGUGUCACCCCUUGUUUUUGUUUUUCUUUGACUUGCAUCUUGCUAAUAUGUGUUUAUGGCUUUGUCUUCUUGAUUUUGUUGACCAAGGAGUAUACCUUGAUUGAUCCACCUCAAGCACUUAAAUCUUGGAAUUGGAGUUGUGAGUGUGAGUGAAUCCACCUUUCUCACAAUAUUCUAAGCCUUUGUCGAGAGUUAUUGGGGAGUGAUUUGAGGGGGGUUUGGGACAUCAAGGUUGAGUUCAUCUUCUUAAAUUCUACUUUCUUUUAUUACUAACCUCUAGGACUAGUUCCUAGUGUUUGUUUGAUUUGUAGGUACUUACUCUAUGCCUCCUCGCACCCGGUCCAACAAAAUGGCGGGGACAAGUGCGGAGGGGGAGGAAACAAGCAUGACUCACCCUACACCCGAUGGGGACCUUGUGAGCAUGAUGGCCCGAAUGAUGAAGGAACUCAAACAAGAGAUGAUGAUCCAGAUGGAUGAGCGAGCAAAAGAAUCCAUUGUUCAAUCAAAAGAAUCCGAAGCCCGCAUGCUUGCCGCCCAAAACACUUUAUUUGAGGAGUUCAACACCUUGAAGGGAGGCCGCACAUCUAGGACUCCUACUUCUAGGGGUAACAAUCUACCUAAUGUUUCCCCGGAGGAGAUGAUGGAAGAAGUGGUGUAUGAGGGAUGGCAAAGGGGGAAUGAUAGAAAUAGAGUCAAUCACAUGGAGAAUGAUCGGUUUGGGGGAAGAAAUGGUGCCCGUGGCCGUUUUAAAGGUGACUAUGAAUCAAGGUACCAUGGAGAUGGGCUUGAUAGAGGAUAUAGUGGGAAAAGAGCUCCCAAGUCUCAUGGAGAGUGGUAUUCUAGGAGGGUGAGGGAUCAAGUUAGCCAUAAGGGGUUUGAGAGGCCAAUUGAAGAAGAAGUCUCAUAUAGAACUCGAUUGAGGCCUACCUACCCACAUGGUGGUGUUGACACAAACCAAAGAGGUAACUCAUCAUGUAAUUUGGCUACACCCUCUUCUUUCCAUUUAUCACAUAAGUCUCUUGAUGUAUAUGGAAAUGUCUCCUCUUCGAAGAGCUUAAUCCAAAUUAGUAGAAAAAAAGAACGAGAGAGAGAGAAAAGGCUUGAGAGUGAAUGUGAGUCUAAAAAGCCAAGAGAGCGUGAUAAAAGACAAGAGUGUGAGGUGCAAAAGUCAAGAGAGAGUGGUGGGGGUGAGAGAAAAGAAAAAUAUGAAAUGAGAGAAAAACCACAAGCACAAGUGAGUAAAGGGUGCUUGUUAGAUUCUAAGGUCAACCUUGGGUGGGCACCAAAUGAUCCUUUGCCUCUUGCCCUUGGUGAGGAAACUAAACCCUUACCCACUAACACUUAUUCUAUGUCUUUUUGUGUUCAUGAAUUUGUAGGAAAUUUAAUUGAAGGCAUGGAAGUGAGGCAUCAUGUUGUACAUGGCUUGGAAACUACUCACCUGGAGAAGGAAAAAGAGGAACGAGGGCAAGUGGAUGAACUCCUUGCCCAAGGUUCAAGUGUGCGGAAUCCGGAUUUGAGGGCAAAUCCUUUCCAAGAAGUGGAGAAUGAUAUGACCAUGAGUGCUAGACAUCAAGUGUCUUCACCUCGACGUGAGCCAUGGAUUGAUUGGGGUCCAAGGAAGAGUGUGAAGAAGUGCCAAGGAUUCAAUAAAGCUAGAGGGUCUCCCGAGGAUGCGAGGAAUAGAGAAGGCUUGGAUUUGAGGACAAAUCCUUUCCAAGAAGGGGAGGAUGAUACGAUCAUUGAAGCCGUGCGUCAAGGAUUUCAACUACAGCUGGAUUCAACCAGAAAUCGUCCUAUCGAGAUGAUAUCCGAAAGCUAUGAAACUACCAUCAUCGUCUUCGUCUUGGAAAUAGCUUCGCGUGGGUAUCUUGCACAUCUCAAUCGGAGUCCGAAUGAGGGAGUUAUGGCUGUUUUACAGAAGUCGCGCAAAACUGGCGAGGGAGUCCAGAGAGAACACCCGCCCUGGCGAGGGAGUCCAGAGAGAACACCCGGGCGGGUGUUUUGCACCCUGCAAUUCACCCGACCGGGUGAAUCACCCGAGACUUAGUUUUUGAGGGCCUUUUUACACAUUUUGGGCCCUUAGUAUAAAUACCUUUUGAUGUCAUUUCUUUUCCUAGAUUUUGAUGAAAUUAGAUGCUUGAGAGCUUUGUUUCCUCUUGGAAAGGGUUUC
Messenger RNA from Salvia hispanica, 2524 nucleotides. Lineage: Eukaryota; Viridiplantae; Streptophyta; Magnoliopsida; Lamiales; Lamiaceae. The record is from RefSeq and is a predicted model, not a curated record.